Molecule: messenger RNA, 1110 nt
Organism: Megalobrama amblycephala (Wuchang bream)
Lineage: Eukaryota; Metazoa; Chordata; Actinopteri; Cypriniformes; Xenocyprididae
Gene: med19a
Product: mediator complex subunit 19a
Exons: 6
Coding region: 168-926 (252 amino acids)
Biological process (GO): positive regulation of transcription by RNA polymerase II
Cellular component (GO): mediator complex
Molecular function (GO): transcription factor binding; transcription coregulator activity
Source: RefSeq, a predicted model, not a curated record
CAAAGAAAAAAAGAAGGCUUUAUGCCGAACGUCACAUGAACAAACAGGAAAAGACCGACAGACAGAUGCUUGAACACAGUACCAAACGCCUGUGACCGGCAGCAGUUCAGCCUUGUUAUUUGUACUUUUUUAUAUACAAAUAUAUAAAUGAUUUAAUUUCAGAAGUUAUGACGGAAAUAUUUUCAUCUUUGUUCGGACAAAAUGAUGCACAGCCACCCACGGGGCCAGCAGCUUUGGGGUUCACCCCCGGAAAACCUCCGCCGCCUAUGCCGCCCAACCAAGCGCCGGUGGCGUCUCAGGUUCCAGUACAGCACGGGGAUGAGGGGCCUACCCUGCGAAAACCUGGAGCCAUGAACGAACCUUUCUAUUUACUACGAGAACUGCCUGCUUUUUUUGUUUGUUCUGAUUCAGUUGGAAACGACCUGACGGGAAACACGAACCUCAUCACGCACUAUAAUCUGGAACACGCGUAUAAUAAAUUCUGCGGCAAGAAAGUGAAGGAGAAACUGAGCAACUUCUUACCAGAGUUACCAGGUAUGAUAGACUGCCCAGGGGUUCAAGAUGGCAGUUCUCUGCGCUCCCUCAUAGAAAAGCCUCCGGUCUGUGGAAACUCUUUCAGUCCUCUUACAGGAGCUCUACUCACUGGAUUUAGACUACACACUGGCCCGCUUCCAGAGCAAUACAGACUGAUGCACAUACAGCCGCCAAAGAAAAAGAGCAAACACAAACACCGACAUCAUCGACCACAGGAUCCUCUACCGCCAGAAACACCCUCAGAUUCUGAUCCCAAGAAGAAGAAGAAAAAGAGGGAUGAUGACCCUGAUCGCAAGAAGAAAAAGAAAGACAAAAAGAAAAAAAAGAAUCGACACAGUCCUGAUCAUCCUGGUCUUACUGGAUCUCAAACCAACAACAGCAGCCUGAGAUAGAACAACUGUGAGUGUGUGUGUAUGUGUGUGUGUUCGCUUGCAUGAACGAAUGUUGAACAGUGUUAGAGACCCUAAUAUGGACCAGUGUGUUUGACUGAUGUUUACAAAGACUGAGUCUUUACAAAGAUUUCUGCCAUUUUUUUCUGAAUAUAAAGAACUUGAAUGAAUAAACUGUUAUUCUUUA